Scutellospora calospora is the source of this 435-nucleotide messenger RNA. The record is from the annotation of a GenBank genome assembly. NCBI's taxonomy places the organism in Eukaryota, Fungi, Glomeromycota, Glomeromycetes, Diversisporales, Gigasporaceae.
AUGGGCGGAAGCAGUCGUCACGAAAGAGACCGUGAUUAUUCAGAAGGAAAUUCCCGAAGAUCUCGUCAAGACGAUUCUAGUAACGUACCAGGCGGGACAGCCAAUGAAGUGGGAAGAGAAUUUGCAAAUCGUUAUGGGGGGCUAUUUUCAGAAAAAGAUUGGAAAUGUCCGAUUUGUUCCAAUAUAAAUUGGGCUAGACGAUCAGAAUGUAAUCAAUGUAAAACACCAAAACCAGGUUUAGAAACCACUAUGGGUUCAAGGGAAGGCCGUGGUGGAGGUUGGAAUACAUGGAAUGAUAUUAUUGGUAAUGAAGAAACAAAAGAGGAAACAAAUGGAAAUAAAGACAAUCAAAAUAAGUCAUUUUAUGACAAAGAACAGUCUAAAAAGCCAAGCGAUCACGUCGAAGUAGCAGAUCUAUUUCUCGCGAUCGCAUGA